This is a messenger RNA of Melitaea cinxia (Glanville fritillary), 2782 nucleotides long. RefSeq names its product zinc finger CCHC domain-containing protein 8. NCBI's taxonomy places the organism in Eukaryota, Metazoa, Arthropoda, Insecta, Lepidoptera, Nymphalidae. Gene Ontology annotation, molecular function: RNA binding. The record is from RefSeq and is a predicted model, not a curated record. The coding region runs from base 175 to 2724 and encodes 849 amino acids. The transcript has 7 exons. Gene Ontology annotation, cellular component: catalytic step 2 spliceosome.
AGUUGAACAUCACUAGAAAGGCACAUUUAUUACUUGAUGAAGUGACGUUUUGAACGCAAAUCACAAUUAUCACAAUAGAAAUGUAAGACAUAAUUCGCAUUACAUCUUCAUUAUUAUGUUUAAUAUUUUACCUUUAUGUUGUAGUUGAUUUUAUAAUUUGUAUGUUUUAUAAUCAUGGCUAAAAGAAAAGCGGGUGUAAACGAUAUAAUAUUUGAAUUAGAUAACGAUGACAUCGUAAUAAGUAGUGACGAUGAAGUUAAGGAGCCUAAAAAGAGUCGUUCUUCAGUUGGAAAUAGUGAGAAAACCUGUGAAAAUAAAAAUAUAAACGAACAAAAGUGUGAUGAUGUUAUUAGCAUUGACAGUUUUGAAGACAGCUUAACCGAAAAUAAAAACCGAAACAAUACCAGUAAUGGAGAAAAAAUCACUUCUGAAUGGAUACCAAAAAAAAGUAGUCCUAAUGAGAAAAGCGAAUCAAAUGACAUUGAAAUAAAACAAUCUGAAACAAUUCAUUGUCAAAAUAACGAUAGUAGUUGUGUAAACACUGUAACAAUUGAUGAAGAUAUAGUCCUCGAUUCUCCAGCUUCUAACAGUGGUUUUGCUGUUAUCGGUUGUGAGAACAGGACACCGUUAAUUUCAUUGCGUUUUAAAGACAGUAAAUUUGCUCGCGUAUAUAAAAAGACGAUAAAAGAUUUUUUAGUUAAUCUCUUAAAAUCAAGUAGUGAAGGUUGUAUAAAUGAAAAUGAAGAAUCUGAUAAUGAACUUGACAUUUGGCCAGAAGAUUUGGCUAAUGAAGUCUGGAGUAAAGAUGAAUCUACUAAUAUUGACGAUGGCUUGUUUUUCGUGGACACUGAACCCUGCGAUGAUAAAUACAUAGAGAUACCUAAAUAUAGUCAGAAUGCAACCUUAAUAUCAGAUGUUACUAAGGAAGAAACUCCACCAGAGGCAUGUAAAAGAAGACAAAUAUGCUUCAAUUGUGAUGGUGAACAUCAACUUCGUGAUUGCACUUUACCCAGAAACCAUCAACGAAUAGCUCAGAAGAGAAAAACUAUGACCACAAAAAUGGGACGUUACCAUGUUGAAGACGAUCAAAAGUAUGGCCACUUAGUACCCGGUAGAAUAUCAGGGACUCUACGGAAUGCAUUAGGUCUUAAGAGAUACGAACUCCCAUUAUACAUAUAUCGUAUGAGGCUAUUGGGAUACCCCCCUGGUUGGCUGGAAGAGGCGAGGAUAUCUCACUCUGGGAUAACAUUGUUUGAUUCAUCAGGUAAUGCUACUCUUGAUCCUGAUGAAGAGGAGGGUGAAGUCUGUGAGCCAGGGUUUAAAGACAAAUUUGAUAUUAAGAAGAUUCUUGACUUUCCUGGGUUCAAUGUACCUACGAGUUCACGGUACAUAGAGGAAGGACAUUUGUUUGGUAUACCACCUAUGUCGGAGCAAGACAGUAAGAUGGUAAUGUUACAAACAUUAGCUCCUAAUGCAGUAAAAGCUUACAAACGGAAGAAAUUGCUAAUGUUCCCUUCAUCAAACAAUAACUCCUUACAAGGCCAGGGUGAAAUGGAAUUAGACAGUGGAGAUGAGACAGUUGUAUUUCCAUCAAAUCCACCAUUGCCUGAUGACGAGCCACCUCCAAAAGUGCUGCCACCACCUCCACCGUCUUCACCACCUCCGCUACCACCAUCAUCAUCUCCAGAAAGAAAAGAAAAAACAAAUAAUUUCCAAAAUAAAACACCAAAUGGUAAAAAUAACACAAGUUCUAAUGAAAAAGAUAAAAUAAUUUCACCCAAUAAGAACAGUUCAAAUAUAGAAAAUAAGAGAUUUAAUGAAUCCCCUAAAGACAAAAUAAAAAAAUGUAAAGGGAACAAACAUUCAAAUGACGAAAAUGUGGAUAGUUGUAGUGAUAUAGAAACAAUAGAAGUGAUUCAAAUUAAUGACAUACCAAUUCCUGAUGAUGAUUUGAUCACGAUUGACGAAGAUUACGAUUCUGCAGUAGGUAGCGGGCGCGAAAGUCCAAGUCUGGAUGAUUUAGAAGAAAAGAAAAGACUGCUUUUGAAUGCACUAAAAACUGACAAACCUGUGUCAGAAACCAUUGUUCUCUCUGAAUCAGUUGAAACCGUGGAAAGUGACACAUUAGAUAUUACAGAAAUUGAUGAAUUAUUGGAAAUGGCAGAAAAAGAACAAAGAGAAAAAAUGAAGAAAAGUGAUGCAAACAAUAAAAAAGAUAUUACUACAGAACCUAAAAGAGUAGUUGUAGUAGAAGAUAAUACUCUAACUAAUGUAGAAGUAGAAAUAACAGCUACUCCAAAAGCAGAUCAGAUUGUAAAAAGUGAACAAGAGGGUAGUACAAAAAGUAACUGUAUUGAUGAUGGAGCUUUAUCAAGUAAACCAUCAGAUGUAAAUACAGAAGUAAUAAAACCUGACAUUCAUAAUAAAACUCCCGAAGAGUCUGUAAGUACACCUACUACAUCUAAUAUUCAGACAAAUAACAUAGGAAAAAUCGUAAAUACAUCAGAUACAAAGACAGGACACGUGAAAACUACACAAUAUGGCACACCUGUUAUAAAUGUCGCUUCAAGUUACGUGAAAUUGCCUAGCGAAGAUAAAUUCGCAAAGGACAUAUGCGACGUUAUUAAUUUCGAAAAUCUUCCCAACUCAACUGGUAAGUUCAAGCAAAUUAAUAGUUUGCUUAAAAAAGUAAAAUCGGUUGUUGAUAGGAUACAGGACUCAUGAUUUGAGAAUACCACCUUAUAAUAAGGUGGUGGUUUAUAGAAAAUAAUCAAAUUGUUGG